This is a messenger RNA of Phytophthora sojae, 1281 nucleotides long. RefSeq lists its product as hypothetical. The coding region runs from base 1 to 1281 and encodes 426 amino acids. The record is from RefSeq and is a predicted model, not a curated record. The transcript is spliced from 2 exons. NCBI's taxonomy places the organism in Eukaryota, Oomycota, Peronosporomycetes, Peronosporales, Peronosporaceae.
AUGCUCAAGAAACUCACCAAGAAAUUAAAUUGUAAUGUCUCCGACGCGCUUAAAUUUGCAGCUGGCAACGGGCGACACGAACCUGUGCGGUCCCUUCUUCCGGAGGUCAUUGGGGACGGAGAGUACACUCUGGACGACGAAGUCCUUGGCAUCUUGGAGAGCAUGGCGAUCACCGCCGCUGAGAACGACCACUACGAGGUUGUGCAGCUGCUGCUGGCGAGAAAUGGACACGUCGAUAUCGUGGAGCUGGCGGCGGAGUCUGUAUCUGACGACGACAACUUGCCUGCUAGUGAACGGAGUGAGGCGUUGUCUAGCGCAAAUUCUGGCGGACAUGCUGCUGUUGUGGAGUUCCUGGUGGAAUGCGAGCAGUUUCAGUGGUGUGUGUUGGGUGCUUUUGAUCAAGCGGUCAGCGAGAACCAACAGGAGAUCGCCAGGGUAAUUUAUGACGUGUACCCGCGUUGCAACAAGGGUGCGGACCUGUUCGUCGACUUGGCCGGUGCUGGAUACUUGGAAGCCGUGACGUACUUGUACGAUAACGGGUUCUGCUCGUCAGGGUCGAUUGGGGACGCUUUUGUAAGCACUAUAUGCUCAACACGAAUUACUGUCGCAAACUUCUUGGUCGGCACGGAUUCGGUAUCCGCUACGGCGUUUAAUAUGGCAUUCAAGAAGGCAGUUCUGGGUGGACGAAUCAAAUCAACGGAAUUCCUUUUCAGUACAGGGCGUGUGCCUCCACAGACCGUCAACACUGUUUUCCCAAAGGUUACCAAGAUCAAUAUGAUGAAGCUACUCGCUACGAAACAGCCAGUCUCCUCGAAGGCUAUCGUGACCGCAUUCCGCAAUGCAACAUGUCAAGGGCGUUUCGGGUGGGGUACUGAUACCGAAGCAAUCUUGCGUGAAUUGUGUAAGACGAACUGUAUCCCAUCAGAGGUCUAUGGAGAGGGUUUUAUGACAGCAGUGAACACCAGAUACGGCGGGGAUGCGAUGGGCAAGGUCUUGUAUGACGAAUCGCGGAUUUCGGAGGAGGUCAUUCAAACAGCAUUCAAGACAGCUGCCGAUAUUGGCCAUAGCGAGAUGGUCAGGUUCCUAUUCGACAAGCCAGCUUUACGCCAAGCGGUCAAGCACGACGGAUUUGUGAGUGCGGCUCAACACAACCAAGUCGAGGUCGUACAGCUGCUGGCAAGAAGCGCGCAAUGGUCGCAAGAUGCGUUGACCAGUGCAUUCCAGGCCACCAAAAACCAGGCACUGCGGAGGUUUCUUCGAACAAAACUUGGCAUCAAGUGA